Molecule: messenger RNA, 771 nt
Organism: Acaromyces ingoldii
Lineage: Eukaryota; Fungi; Basidiomycota; Exobasidiomycetes; Exobasidiales; Cryptobasidiaceae
Exons: 1
Coding region: 35-676 (213 amino acids)
Molecular function (GO): protein binding
Source: RefSeq, a predicted model, not a curated record
CAUUUCAAGGGCAAAGAAAUCUCGAGAAGAGACAAUGCACGACGGUACGCAAGGGAGCCUAUUGGUCCUGGCAGCAGACGAUGUAGAGGACGCUAUUCUCCUGGCUCGGGUUGGCGACACCGACGAACUGAUUGCGCUGUUGCAACGUCACUCUUCUCGCUCUCUCCUAACGGGUGCUACGAUGGGCGACCUCGUUCGGCAGAUACAAGAUCCUGAAACGGGAAACACCUUAUUGCACUACGCAUCAGCCAAUGGACAUUCCAGUCUCAUCAAACGUCUCGUGGAGUUGCUCUUGCAGCAAAAAGCAGAAGGAAGAGAACAGGAAGUCGUUGCGCUGGCCUAUCUCCUACGAGCUAACAAGAGCGGAAACACGGCGCUGCAUUGGGCUUCUCUCAAUGGACAACUCGAGGUUGUACGAAUUCUCAUCGAUACGAUCGAGGGACUAGCGUCGCAAACAGAGGGUAACAAACAAGGGAUAGCAGUCUCAAAGCAAGACGAGGAUGGUGAGGAAGAGGACGAAGCCAAAAGGAGGAGUAUUUGGGAUGUCGUCAACGCCGCAGGCAGAGGCCCGAUGAGCGAGGCACAAAUGAAUAAUCAGGAAGAGGUCGUGAGAUUUCUCCUCGAUCGCAUGAUCGCUGCGACCGCUUCUUCGCCGACCGCAGAGCAAGAUACUUAAGUACAGUUCAUAGAUAUCAGCGGAAUGGACGGAUCGACAUAAUUCCCCUAGUUGAGACAUGUAAUGUAGCAAAUAUAUCUUAUUUUCUUUAACGG